AGCUCUUCUGACAUGGGCAACACGUUUCAGAUGAAAUUGACCAACACUGAAUUCAUAAAAAUUGUUCGUUCGACUGAAAUCAGACAUAUACGAGAAUUGUCCUUAGCCAUUACGAGCAUUAAAAUCAGCUUAAAAUCUUUCAGCCGUGAGAAGGAUUUGUCUACAUCUCAUUACGGAAUUUACAUCAUGUGUGGUGAGUAUGUUUUGUUUUUUUUUAAGGAAAACAAUUGAGUUUAUACUGUCGAUAUUCUUUCUGAUACAGAGAAGAUUUUACUAGGUUUAUGAUAAAUACUUAAGGCUUAAGUCUGAAUCGUCAUGUGUAGAGUAUCCUGUACAGCCAGCUCCAUUCUAUAAGUACUGUUCAAUUUCUUUACAGGCAUAUUUGCAUAUAUAAACUUCUGCGUUCCUCGAAAACGUCAAUACAUUCUGGAACUCUUGAUCAGUGGUCUUCAGCGACUCGAGUAUCGAGGCUACGACUCUGCAGGUUUGUGCUUUAUAUUAGUCGUAAAAUGGUUUUCUCUACAUUUUAUAAACUGAAGGACUAACUGAUUUUAAACAUUUCAGGGGUGGCCUACGAUGGAGUUGGAGAAAUGAGGUAACUCUUGCAUCAGUUUUAGAAUUUCCCGCUUCAGUUGUGUAUUGCGAAAAUUUCUUGCAAUGAUUGGAUUGUUGUGGUGGCAACCGUUAGUAAAGCACUCGGAGGUACGGAUUCUGUACGAUCAAGCUUAACUAAAUCGAGCAAAUUUCUGUCUACUGAAAGAGGUUGAGUUAAGUCUACGAACAGACAGUUUUGCUACCCUCAGGUACUUUGCAACUGUUGAAGAAUUAAACUGUACUUUGCAGUACAAAUUUCCCUUCAUGUUUAUUCAUGACCACGGGAUUGCCAACGUGGAUCUCUUCGUCCGAUCAAAGACGAUUGCACUCCUUUUACUAGUAAUUCGAAGUUUCAUUGUGCGAGUUUGUCCAUUUAGUCUAUCUUUUCCGUGAAUUUUAGGAAGUCACCUGAACGUCCUCUAUAUUAAAUUACUUCUUUAAAGUUAUUAAUAGUUGUGACGUGGAUAUUCAAUACAAGAAUCUCUAAAUCUUCAAGCGAAUGAUCCUGAACUGUUGAACUUUACAGCAUCUUAUAUCUAUUGCUGAUUGUUUUUAGAUUGAUUGUAUUUUUGCGCAUCAUAAUGGUUUUUAUUGUGUUUUGAGAGCCAGAUGAAGGAGGUCUAUAAAUUUGAUUGAUUAAUUAUAUUGAGGGUUUCCUGCAACUGACAUCGGCUGAGAUUUUCUUGACUUGCAAUCAAGCUUGAGGGGUUAGAUGUUUGAUGCCUCUUUUGUUCAUGGGAGGCAGUAGUUUUUUAAAAUAAAUUGAUUUCAUGAUUUGAGUUCAGAGGUCAAAGUAACAUUUCUGUAUAGCCCCACAAUUCACUGUGGAGAAAGAAAAAGAAUGGUGAAAACAAUAAAUUGCCUUUGAGACUACUGAUCUAUUUUACAACAGUAUGAGGUUGUGCGGACGUCUUACUGAGGUCAAUGUUGUUAUUGGUGUGGCUGUUGAAAACUGCUCUUUUUGAUUAAAUAAUUGUGAGACUAUCACACAUUAACCCAUAAAUAACAAAUGUUGACCUAUGCUGAAAUGUCUAGAACAGCUCUCUUCUAAAAUUUCUAAGUCAACAUUCUCUUCUGCAGUCCAGCAAUGAUUUAUUUCAUUACUUACUGCCAGAAGCAAAGUCGUGCAGUUCUGAGUGAAAUCGUCAAAAACAUUGUUGAAUUCCUUAACCAAGGGAAGCAACAUUCUGUGUGAUUCUUUUUCUGAUUAUUAUAAGGUUAAAAUGAAAAAAAAGGAAAGAAGAAGAGAAAAGAAAAUCUUUCUCAGCUUAAAAAUUAGCUAAGUAUAUGCUCUCUAAGAUGCCAAUUAGUAAGUAAACUUUGGUUAAUUGUUGACGAGAUCUUUGCAUUCAGCAAAAUAGAAAGAAGAAUUUAAGCCUGUCAUUAAACUUCUUACCAUAUUUCUUACUUAUAGGAUUGUGAAGAAGAGAGGGAAAGUUGCUGCACUUCAGCAAGAAAUCCAAGGUACUGCAUUUUAAAAGAUUCAGUGGCAAAAUGUGCUUAUUAACCCUUAAUACCCUAAGAUUGGCAUGCACUUUCUCCACUCUGUUCUAUGUAUAUUUUUAAUGCUACAAGAGCUUUUAUGGUCAGCAAUCAUUUCCUUUAUUCCCAUGAUCAUAAUGAUUUUUAUUCAAUGGUGACUGAAUACUGUAAGGAGAAGUUGGAUACUUGUCAUUCAUUGGGCUUAACCCUUUAACUCCCAAGAUCUCAUUUGUAAUUCUCCUUACUGUCUGCUAUACAGUUCUCAUGAUGUUCGUUCGGAGAAUUUGGUAUUGGAUUAACUUAUAAUCCCCUAACUGAUAUUUAUCUUUAUUCUCAUCACUUUUCUGCAGAUAUUGUAUUGAUAUUGUAAGGAGAAAUUCUGUCUUGGUCUUUAAUGGGAGUUAAAGGGUUAAGGAGUGAAAGGUUGGAUAGUAAGUUCACCUGAGCCAAAGUCAUCAUUUAGAGUCGAGCUACUGAGGAUUUUGUUAAAUUUAAGAGUGAAUUGAUUUUUCAUAAUAAUUUACAGUAAGUUGUUGUUCUUCUUAGUUCAGAGUGACUUUAGCUUGGAUGAGGAGCUCCCAAAGCAUUGUGGAAUUGCUCACACCCGUUGGGCCACUCAUGGUGAACCAAGUGGUGUGAACAGUCAUCCUCAAAGAUCAGACCCAUCCAAUGGUGAGCCAUAUCAUGUGAUUCACUCAUUCAUUCAUGCUAUGUGCCAUAUUGGUACUUAAUUUUUUUAGGUACCCAAUUUCCCAAGUUUGGCUAUAGAGUAUUCCAUGGUGUUUUGUUUUUGGCAGUUCAAUACAUAGGCAAUUAUGAAAAAAAAAAAGGCAUUGAAUUUUGCUGUUCAAGCACUCUAAACUUCAUUGUAUUUUUGGAAUAUUCUGAACCUCUUAACCCUUUCACUCCCAAGAUUUUAUCAGUAGCUCUCUUUACUAUCUGCCAUACAAUUCUUAUGAUGCUAGUUUGGAGAAUUUGGCAUUGGAUCAACUAAAAAUCCUAUAACUGCUAUUUUUCUUUAUUCUCAUAACUUGUCUGCUUAAUAGUGCAUUGACAAUUUGUAAGGAAAAUUCUCUAUUGGUCAUUCAUGAACAUAAGGGUUAAAAUUCUAAUAUAAACUGGAACAAGCAAAACACAUAAAGGGAAUAGGUGCUGAAUAAUUACCAACAUUUACAACCUGAUGCAAUCCAACUUCAGUAUAAAAUUGAAAUCCUUAAAUAAUGUUGUUGAUCUGGUUUCACAUUGUAAUCAUUUUUCUUUUUCAACAUUUGUUGUUUUCUCUUUUUUUAUAGAAUUUGUGGCAGUUCAUAAUGGCAUUAUAACCAACUACAAAGAUAUCAAAAAGUUUUUGGUAAGGGCUAGUCUGAACUAAAUAAUGAAAAAAAAUGCAUUGAUAAUUUAUGGUCUAGUGAUUGUCUCUUCUAGAUACCAUAAAUUUUUUAAAAUAUAUUUACUUAAGAGGAUUUAGAGUUUUCCUGUCUGGUGGUCUUUUUUUUUCUGAAAGUGAGUAUUGAUCACUUUUUUGUUGAAUGUUCAGCCAAAUGUUGUGAUCUGUUUUUAAAACCACUCAUGUUUAUUAGCAUUUGACUAACAAGUUCUCCUCCCUUGUUUUUGAUAUAAUGACUCUAUUCACUAACAUGAUUGACAUGCCCUCUCUCCAAACCCUCAAAUAUAUCCGAUGUGUAUGCAAGUUGUGCAUUUUGUAUAUGUGGUUAGGAUGGAUCAAUUUUUUUGACUGGUUUCUUUUUUUUUUUUCUUUUAUCAGGAGAGCAAAGGAUUCCGCUUUGAAUCUGAAACGGACACUGAAGUGAUACCAAAGCUUGUCAAGUAUUUCUAUGACAAAACGGUAAAUUGGCCUAUGAAGAGUUAACACCAUCAGUGCUGUUGUGUUCCUCCUUUAUGUAGUUCAUCCAUUUUAAUUGGAUUCUAAUUGUCCUUGAUUAUAAUUGAACAAAUUUCCAAACCUCCAGAUUGUGUGAAUUAUCCCAGCCCUUGCAAAGUUUAAUUCUCUUUUAAUUCUUCUUCUGUUUAAUUCUUUCGGAGGAGAAUCUGGGCAGCCAUCUGCCUCAUUACUUUGGGAUCCCAAUCUCCAUGGAUUUCUGACAAAUAAGUUUAACACUAUUAAAAUUAUUGCAAUAAAUGUAUUAAAAGGGUAGUUUGAUUUUAUUUUCUGUACAGAAGAAAGAAGGACAGGAACUAGAAUUUAGAGAACUUGUAGAGAUGACCAUACAACAAUUGGUAAGUUGAUUCUUUUGCCUCUCCCUUUUUUUUUCUCUCUCUGCUAUUUGCCUUUUAACCCUUUACACCUUAACAUCAGUAUCCAUAUUCUCCAUACUCUUCUCUAUGCAUUUCCUUUCGUACUGACAAGGAGAAUUUGUUAAGCAAUCAGAGCUUCUUUAGUUGGCGAUCAUUUCCUUUAUUCCUGGGAUCUUAAUGACUGAUUCUGUUGCAAAGGCAUAAAUGAACUCCAGAAUGACGACACAAUGAUUUAUUAAAAAAUAAUAACAGAAAGAUAUUAUGGUGAGACACAAUCAAAACACUCAAAGAUGCCCAGCAAAUCCUAAAAUCCCAACAACAGACACAGUGCAAACUGCAUGAUUUUUAUCCGUAAAAUCACUCAACAGCUGUUACUCUUUGUCUCACAAAAAAGGCAUAAUGCAAGGUAAUGUCACGCAAAGUCACACUCUUCUCAACAGAUUCAGCCAUAUUAAUGUAAGAAGAAAUUAGGUGCUGGUCACUCUGAGGGUUUAAAGGGUUAAACUGAUCUAUAACAAGACACAAACUACAAUCCUCAUGAAAACUGUUGAAACAAUUUAAUUUGCUAUGUUACAUUCCCUUUAUCAAGGUUAUUAAUAGUUCAUGUUUGUAUCCUCAGGAGGGAGCCUUUGCACUUGCUUUUAAAAGCUCAAAGUUUCCAGGCGAAAUUGUGGCCACCAGGUUUGUGUCAAACAUUUAGAAUAGGGAACUAAAUUUCUCACUAUCUGGAGUUUUUGUCUUUGUGAUAAAGAAAUAUAGAUGGAAAAUAAAAGUUCUACUGUACCAAUAGACAAAUAUCAAAGAGGAAAGAUGAACCAAACAGACAUAGAGUGAUAAACAAUUGUGAAACAAAAGGUGGCUGAUAUUGAACCAUUGAUCAGGAAUUAAUUGAAAUAGAAGCAGGUUUUGAGGUGUUGUCUUCAAAGUUCUCUCUAAUUGCACCAUGGCUGCUAUGGGAUGGUAUAUUUUUCAAAGUAUCUAGUGAAAUACUUAAAUGACACAAAUUUUUCUUUUCCUCUCCUUCUAUCUGAUUCACAAGUCUGUUUAUAACCUGUGUGCAUUGAAAUACUUCCAGUUAAUAAAAACAAGCAAAAUUUAAUUUACAUAUUGGGAAUUAGAUCCUGCUAAAUACUUUAAGUUUAACAAACUUCUAACUGCCAUUGAUAUAAGUUUAUUAAUUUUAUGUUAGUUUAUCAGUAAUAAAUCAUGAUGGUGGUGUAACUUUUUUUCUGUCACAAUUGUGUUGGUAGGCGUGGCAGUCCACUGCUUGUGGGGAUCAAGAGUGAAUUCCCACUAAAGACAGACAGGUUACCUAUUGUGUACAGUUCAGGUAAAUAUGAAUCAUUUAGUACAAUACAGUGAAAGCUUUGUUAUCCGAAAAAGGAAGAAAGCACCUAGUAAGCUAUUGGCAAAGAAACAGGGUUCAUAUCAAGUCUGGAGAGGUGUUCCUAUAAAGAAAUUAAAAUCUUGAAAUUUUUUAUUUUAUUGGUGUGCCUGGAAAAGGUAUCCAGAGUAGUGAGAAAUGCAACUUAAUAGAUAUAAAUAGAAAAUGAGGUAUCUCCAUUUCAAGUGCUAAUUGUAAUCAAUUUUUUGAAUGAGGCAUGCACGCGGUUUCUCUUUUUCUCACACAUAUAUUAGGUGAUACACAUGAUGAGGCUGGGGCAACAGACUCGGCUGUUAAUGGUUUUGGUUGGUCGAGUUUGGCAACGAACAAAGACAGUCCAAUUGAAAUUUACUUUGCCUCUGAUGCAAGGUUUGUAUAAUGGCAUCAAUUAAAGAGAGUCACUAUAGCAGGACUUAUGUUGCUUUGUACACCAACUCUGCUGUUGUUCAAUAUUGCAUGUCCAUUGAAUCAAUAGAUUAUCUAAUUAAAACACAUUAGCCAAAGACAUGUAUAAAUUGUACAUUCAGUUUCACCAGGUAGAGUGUGGCAAUACUUUGCUUAACUCCUUCCCCCUGUUUCAUUACAUACCAUUAAUCAGGGGACAUUGAAAAUCAGUUGAAGCAAUGAUCUAGAAGUGAAGAUAAAACUGAAUUUGUACCCAAAAUAUACAAGGUAUAAAUUUUCUGGAUUAUUAAUGAAAGUAUUUAAUCCUCAGUGCUGUUAUUGAGCAUACUAACAGAGUGAUCUACUUGGAAGAUGAUGAUGUUGCUGCAGUUUGUAAUGGAAGUAAGUAUUAAUUGACUUGAAACUUCACUUUUUUUCAUUUAUUUUAAUGAGCACCAUAUACUGACAGAGUAAAUUUUCAUAAAUUGUCAAUUUUUUCACUGCGCUGAUUAUUAAAUAGAAAAUUUAUUGAGCAAAGGCCAAUUUUCUUAAAAUGCAUUAAGUGAAUUACCUGACUGUGUGAUUAGUUGGAAAGUUAAAACAGAAUUUUUUCCUUAACACCCAUUGUUGCUACCAAAUGAACUUAGGUGCAGGCAGUUGCCGAGCUAGGAAGCCUUUACACUGCAAGAUUGAUCCAUAGAUAUUGAAAUAUCAUGAUCAUGGUUUUUGUAUUGUGUGCAGAUCUUUCAAUCCAUCGUAUAAAGCGUGGAGAUGCAUCAGAAGAGAAUUAUUUCAGAGAAGUUCAGACACUUCAAAUGGAGUUGCAACAGAUCAUGAAAGGUAAAUGUGCAGCUUGUUAACAGCUCUUUUAUAGAAUGAUGUAUGUCACUUGAGAAAUGUUGCAAAUUAUUGCAUUAAUGAAUUUAAAAAAGGUUUUAGUAGUGUUGGGAAGAUGGCAAGUUAUGUAUUUGUAGAUGGUACAGACUUUUCCUUCGUUAAGUGCUAAAUAUGCAAGAGUAGAGCUCUGUUAUCAUUCAUGUUCAGGUAUAACAGCAUCCCCUUCCCCUUCCCUCCCCUCUCCUGGAUCCUCUUUACUGGCUCCUCUCAAUGAAGAAGAAGCAGUUUUUCAAUAGCUGACUAUUAACAAAUCAACUUUGCCUACCCUUAGAUAAUGCCAGCCUUCACCCCUACUGGAAAUUCCUGCCUAGUAAAUCAACAUCAUCUAGAUCAAGUUGGAUAAGAGCUGAUGUUCAGCUUAACCCGAAUUAAAUGAAAACAACAAUUCACUCCAGUGAUUGUAACUGUUUUUCUAGUUCAAAAGUUUGAAACCCAUUGAUGGGGCUCAUGGAUCUUUUCAUGUCAGCAUGGAGGUCCUAAUGAAUGUUUAAUUGGUGAUAUUGAACUACAGCUGGAUUUGACUUUCCUUUAGGAAAUUACAGUUCCUUUAUGCAGAAAGAGAUUUUUGAACAGCCAGAAAGUGUUGUGAAUACAAUGAGAGGAAGAGUCAAUUUGGAAUCAGGAAGUGGUGAGGACAUUUGGGAGGAACCUUGAGUAAUGAUAUCCAUUUAGGAGAUAAACUUAUAAACUUAUAAUUGCGUUAUGAACCAAGCUAGAGACUGGAAAGUGGUUAUGAGCAAUUUCCCCCAAAAAAGAACAAGACCUGCAGGAAGCCAUUCUGACUAAACAGGCUUGGUUAAUAAAGGAUUUGUGAUCAGCAAUAAUCUUUUAAGAUAGAUUUUCACUCAACAUUUGUGGAAGUUUUAUUGUUCUCAUUUAUGACCCUGCCCUCUGAGUUCCUCAGAGCAUUCAAUCCUAAAACUACAUAUAAAUAAAACUUGUGUACAGUUAUUAGCCCUUCACUUCCUUACUUCAAUGUGCAUGUUCUCUAUACAUUUCCUAAGGUGCGGACAAGGGGGAUUUGUUUAAAAAUCAAAGAUUCCUAGGUUGGCAAUCAUUUCCUUUAUUCUGGUGACAUUUAUGUGUAGUUAAGGGGUGAUUUUGUAAGGGGAUGAUAUUGUAAGGGGUGACAAUGGUGAAGGGUGAUAAAUGUAAGGAGAAAUUUGAUGAUAGUCGCUCUUAGUGGUCAAACAGUAAGAAGACAGGCCAAUGUGCAUUGCUUGAAAUGUGCCGAAUCUGUUGUUGCAUCAUAGUUCAUGAAUUAAAAAGUACAGGAGACUAUAUGUAAAAGUUGGAAUUAUUUCAUCUCAAUGGAAUUUUUUUUUAAUACUGCUGUUUAAAUUUUACAUUUUCUUUAAAUUUGGCAGUAAGACUUGGUGGCCUGAUGUCUCAUAUUGAUACAAUUCGUCGAUGCAGAAGAAUAUUGAUGAUUGCUUGUGGCACAAGCUAUCACAGUGCUUUAGCAGUAAGUACAACAACUAUCCUCGAUUUUUAUUAACUUAAUAAAAGAUAGCCCACAGUACUGCCCUCUUUUACGGUUCGAAUUUCUCCCAAAUAGUGAGUCAAAAACUCCAGCUCGUUGUUUUUUUCAUCUGCAGACAAGACAGUUGCUGGAAGAACUCACAGAACUUCCUGUAGUUGUUGAGCUGGCCAGUGAUUUCCUGGAUAGAUCAACACCAAUAUUUAGAGAUGAUGUGUGUUUCUUUAUUAGUCAGUCAGGUAAACUUUCAUUUUAAUUGAUAAUGAAAUAAAUCACGAUUUGAUACACUGUGAUAUUUUUUUCCCAACCUUGGGAUUAGAUGUUAGAUCUUUGCACAGGCAUGAUUGUGUUGAUGCUUUUGGGUAGAAAAUGGCCAAUCACUUCUCAACUUGGUCAGAGAGAGACUCAUUGCAUUACACAUUUUUGUUAAUAAAUUAUUCUGUGUAGGAGAGACAGCUGACACUCUAAAUGCUUUGCGGUACUGUAAGGAGAGAGGAGCACUCAUUGUGGGAAUCACCAAUACAGGUAUCAAAAACCAGCAAUGUGUACAACAUUGAUUACAGAAUAAUUAUUAUAAUACUUAUUAUUAAUAAUAACAUUGAAAUGUACAUUUGUACUUCUAAUUACUGGUAGUUAUACUGUUGAAUUGUUUGAUUGUUUCUUGUCUCAUCUCUUAUUUUUCCCCUUCUAUUUCUUUACUUAUUUUACUGAGAUUUGUUUGCUGCAAAAGAGUAGCAUUUGUUGAUGGAAAUAAUAGUGUUCACCUUUUUUGACAAAUCUUUUGUAUUCCCUGUUUAAGAGACCUUCAUCAUGCUCAUGUUGAUAACUACAGUAACAGUAACAGUAACAGUAAUGUGUUGCAAAUAAAAAAAAAAUAGAUUGCUAAUUUUUAGUUUAGAUAUUGUAAGUUGUUACUAACACAGUAUCAAAACAUUUGAUCACCAUUAUUUUAUUGUUUUUUGUGUCUGUUUUUGUUUAUUUUCAGUGGGAAGCUCAAUCUCUAGAGAAAGUAUGUGUGGAUGUCACAUCAAUGCUGGUCCAGAAAUUGGUGUUGCAAGUACAAAGGUGCUUUAAAUGUAGCAAAAUUUGUUUAUAUCACUUAAAACUAAUUUCAUAGCAAGUGCUGUCCAGCUAAAAUGAAACAUUUUAUUUGGCAAGUUAUAAGGAGGGAAAAUAUAAUUUCUCUUCUUUGUAAUAUGUCACCGAACUAUUAAAAGCCAUGACUGGGCUGGGUUUUUUUUUCCUUCAUUUGUUAACUUUUGGUAAGUGUGACCAUAUUUUGGUAUUGUGUAGGCUUACACAAGUCAGUUCCUUGCUUUGACCAUGUUUGCCCUGAUGAUGUCUGAAGAUAGAAUUUCCAUGCAACAGCGGCGUCAGGAAAUAAUUGAAGGGAUGAAGAAAUUACCAGGUAAAUUUGCAGUUUAUGAAACAAGAUUUUACAUAUCACAUAGCAAAGUAGUCACUACUCAAGCUAAGAGGUCCACCUAGUCAGUUUCCUCAGCAUGAAGCAACCAGGAGUAUCACUACAAGCCCCUGGAUGGGAUACCAGUCCAUCGCCAAGUUACCUCUCAGCAUUUCAUCACCCUUCCUUGACUAUUUAGCAGUAGCCAUUUAUACAUACUCCUGGGUGGAGAGAGGCUCUGUAACCCUUUAAGCCCUAAAAGUGACCAGCAUCUAUUUUCUCCUUUCAGUAUCACCCCUGAACCAAACAUUAAGGUCACAAGAAUAAAGGAAGCGAUAAUCAACUGGAGAAACUCUUGAUUGUUAAACAAAUUCUCCUUGCCAGCACGUUAGGAAAUGUAUAGAGACCAGUAUGGAGAAUAUGCAUACUGAUGAUAGGGUGUAAAGGGUUAAAGUGUUUUGCCUGAGAAUGCAACACAUUGAUCAGGCCAGGUCUUGAUCAAGACCAGUCUCAACUUGGAGUCUAGCACACCACCCAUUGUGCCACCACAUGACCCACACAUAAAACAUAAGAAACUUGAAAUACCCAUCAAAAACUUCUUUGCAGGACCCUGACUGAACACAACAGUUUAUUUAUAAAAUCCGGAUUUAAAAGUUAGUAUUUACAUGUGGAUUUAAGUAAUAACAUUAAUAAUUGUUACCUAACCAGUUCCUUUGCUUAACUCUCGCUGUUUUUAUUGUAAUUUUACCUAGAACUGAUUAAGGAGGUUCUAAAAUUAGAUGAAGAAAUCCAGUCCUUGGCACAAGAGAUGUAUCAGCAGAAGAGUCUCCUUGUUAUGGGCAGAGGGUUUCAAUUUGCGACUUGCCUGGAAGGAGCUCUGGUAGUGAACUUCAUUUGAAAUUGAUGCAGUUUUCUCAGUAACUAGGUUGCCCUGUGGUUUGAUUCAAGAGUUAUACCAUAUGUUUGAUCAGUUGGAGUCAUACUUAAUAUGCAGUUUACAUUGCUUUGAAUUUUUUUUUGGUGAAUGGAUGGUUUUUGGUUUUUACAAGGUGAAUCUGUACUGUGUGAACUAUUACAUGUAUCAAAAAAGAGACUGCUACAAAUUUCCUUACUUGUAAAAGCAUAGAAACAAUUCAGAAGUAGUUCUAGUUUUCUCUGUAUUAGGCACUCAGUAAAAGGCAAAAUUUACCUCAGGUUGGAGCACUUAUUUCCCCUUUCAGUUGCCUAGGAGUGACUGCAAUCUAACAAUUUCAAGCUGAAAGGUAACAAGAAAACCGAAAAAAUAUAAAAGGAGGAGAUCUUGUUUGAUUUGAUGCUAAAUUCUCUGAACUAAAUUAUACUAAAUGUAUGGCAAACAGUGUGGAGAACUGAGAUCUUGGAAUUGAAAGGGUUAACAGAUGACACUCUCAAUUUACCAGUUUGGAAAACUACUUUAAAUUCUAUCCUGCUCUAAGUCAAGGAGAACACUGGGUAGUAAUUUUCAGAAUACCCAUCAUUAUGAUAGUUUUAGUCAUUUUUAAGCUUUUUUUUGUCAGGCAUUAAAUCAAACUUUUACCUAAACUUCUUUUUUUUUCAAUUUUUAUUUCCAGAAAAUUAAAGAGUUGACAUACAUGCAUUCAGAAGGUAUCCUUGCUGGGGAACUCAAACAUGGUCCACUAGCUCUUGUGGAUAAGAACAUGCCUGUUAUUAUGUUGGUGUCAAGGGAUGCAGUAUUUGCGGUUUGUUUAGAAAAUUGUUUACUUUUUCACUUUAGUGUAGGCUCAACUAAAAAUGUAUAAAGCCUAACAAAAAAAGCAGUGAGACUUAAACAGAGUAGUUCCGAUAGCCGUAUAUUGGGUAUUCUUAGAGCUAUUCUUCAUUAAUUAUCAAUAAUAAUCAUCAAUUUUAACCUUUUUUAUUAAAGAGACUAGCACCCAUUUGAAGGGUAGCCAGGUUGUUUUUGAAUUAUUAUAAAAACCAUGGUGAUAUUUGUGCAUUAAUUAAGUGCAAUGAGUUAGAAGCUUCUGAUAAGUGUCUUUGAUUCCCUUUCCACCAAAACAUACUUGAGCCUCUUGGUAAUUUGUGGUAAUGAAAAAUAGUCGCUGAUUUGCAAUCUGUCUCACACUGAUUUUAAUUCUGCACUCUUCAUCCUCUUAAUUGUUUCAUAUUGUUUUUAAUAUCUAAUUUUCUCACCAUAAACUGAAGGUUUUUUUUUUUUUUUUUUUGCAUGUUUAAAAAUUGUUACCAAAAGUUUGUGUCCUAUGUAUGACUUUAUCUACAUGAUUUAAUUUUUUUUUACAGAAAUGCAUGAAUGCAUUACAGCAAGUGACAGCACGCCAGGUAAAAAGAACCUCAUCUUAAUUCUCUGCUUGUGCAUGAUGAUCUUUUGAUUUUGAAGAAGCCAAAACGUUUACAAAAUUUGUUUUUACAAGUCAAGUCCUGUUGACAGCUUUAUUGAGUAAACUGGCCAUUCACUCUAGGGGUGAACAAAGAGAAAUUUCUCACUGCAGCAUCAACACCUUUUCCAGAAAUUGGGUAACAAGAAUUUGAUUGAGGAGACAGAGAAAGGGAACAUUUUGGAAUGCGAAAAACAGGGAGGAUUGAUAUGAAGCUCCCAAGAUUCUAUUAGUUUGUAUCUAUCAAAAAUGUUUAAGGAUGUUUAUGACAGAGUUUUCACAAGUUAUAAAAAUUUGGAAUGCUCUAAAAUCAGUAAAAUUUAGCUCUGAAGAGGUUUUUCCACACCUAUCAAAAACUUUUUAUUUUAUUUUUUUAUGUUAUUUUUUUCAGGGGCGCCCCAUACUAAUUUGCAAUAAAGGUGAUGAAGAAGUAAAAGACCACGCCUUCCGCACUCUUGAGGUGCCCAGAACUGUUGACUGCCUUCAGGGAAUCUUGUCAGUCAUUCCACUGCAGUUGUUGUCUUUUCACAUUGCUGUGCUUCGUGGAUAUGAUGUGAGUGAAUGGCUAACAUUCAAGACAAGACCAAAUACAAACCACAACAUCAGCGAUUUAAUCCUCCCUGUAACUCUACAUCGUGAAUGACAAAAUUUGCGAAUUACUAGUAACAAUCGUUUAAGGUCACAUCUGAGGCAGUGAAUGCAUUUGAGGGCAACCAUUCUACACUGACAGUUUUUCUUUGGUCCCUCUAACUCUCACAAGUGAUCAAUUUUAAUAUUAAUUGUCUCCAUUGACUAUUUCAUUAUAUACAUGUAGUCAUGGAGAUGGACCUGAUAAUUUUACCAAAUCUUAAGAUAUAUUUAUUUAUUUUAAGACAGCAGCAUCAGCAGGCAAGACAUAGUAAAUCCUGUUUUUUGAUUGGUUAAACUUUCAGACUGCCUGAAUUGCCUAGCACAUACUUAUAAAUGUGGCUUAAAAACACUGUGAC
Molecule: messenger RNA, 13240 nt
Organism: Pocillopora meandrina
Lineage: Eukaryota; Metazoa; Cnidaria; Anthozoa; Scleractinia; Pocilloporidae
Source: the annotation of a GenBank genome assembly